UGCUGUCUCACGCGCUGACGCAACCCAGAUGAAACGCAGGGUCCUUCAACGACGGCGACAGCCGCAAAAACGACGACGAGGACGACAAUCGUCGCGCACGCACCGGCGACGACAGAGCCACGACGAUGAUGCUUGAGCUCGGCCAGCCUCCGCCUCCCCUGCCGCAGCUGGGGCGCCUGCUGGCGGUGCGCACAAAUGGCUGGCGCGAGGGGCGCGCGGCCGGCCCAGCAACCGCCGGGCCGCUGCCCAGGGAGGCCUCUCGGGCGCCCUGGCCGGCCUCCCGGAAGGCCUUCUCGAGACGGCCCCAAGCCUUCCGUGAGCAGGGGCCGACCGGCCCAGCAUUCUUACAGGCCUGCCACGACACUUUCUCAGAACCACAGGCUGUUCAACCAGCAAAGGCGGAGAGAUUAGCACAUGAAGCCGAUGUAAGAACCGAACACGGUCUCAGCCAGAAAUGAUCGAAGAACAUGUCGUGCAAAGCAAACACGGUGCUAGCACAGCCGGUGGUGGUUGUAUAGGCAGGCCAGGGCGCUUCGCCACUGCUUGACAGAGGGCCCUCUCGAGACGGCCCCGCGCCUUCCCCCCGCGUGGGAACCUUGGCCGCCGCCGGCCGCGGCUGGGCCGCCGCCGACGAGCCCACGCGGCGCGGCGUCGCGAGCCCCCCGCGCCGUCAGGAGACGCUGUUCCCCUGCAGGGGGGCCUCCGCGAGCGAGACGGAGCCAUCGGUCGGCGCGUCGACGAUGGCAGCCGCCGAAAGGGCGCACCGCCCCUGGGCCCGCGCGAGCACCGCCCGCGCCGCGCAGCCCGCCGCAGCGCGCCGGCCACGGGCAGGAGCGCCACGGU
Prorocentrum cordatum is the source of this 843-nucleotide messenger RNA. Lineage: Eukaryota; Dinophyceae; Prorocentrales; Prorocentraceae. The record is from the annotation of a GenBank genome assembly.